UGACAGACGCCGGUUGUGAUAGUGUUAUUUACAAACAUCUAUUUGUGCAAAGCGAAAUGGAUAAAUUGCUUCAAAGUUUGCUUAAAUAUUGAAGAUUUGGCGAUAAAAUCAAUACAAACACUCUUGCAACAUGAACAUGCUAACGCACUUUGGUCCCGACUCGGGUGGUCGAGUUAAGGGAGUAACCAUAGUCAAACCUGUCGUUUACGGGAAUGUGGCCCGCUCGUUCGGCAAGAAACGGGAAGAAGAUGGCCAUACACAUCAGUGGACAGUGUACGUGAAACCGUACAAAAACGAAGACAUGCAAUCGUACGUGAAAAAGAUACACUUCAAGCUGCAUGAAAGUUAUGCGAACCCGAAUCGAAUCAUCACGAAACCACCGUACGAAGUGACCGAAACUGGCUGGGGUGAAUUUGAAAUCGUGAUCAAAAUUCACUUUCACGAUCCAACCGAACGUCCGGUUACGAUGUACCACAUACUGAAGCUCUUCCAAUCGCCCAUCCUGGACGGUGAGGUAUCAUCGCAGAUCGAGGGUAAGAAGGGUUUGGUGUCGGAGCAGUACGAAGAAUUGGUAUUCCAAGAACCAACACAACUGAUGCAGCAACAACUGACAAACGUUAAACCGGUAACGGCUGGCAUCUGGAAACAUGAUACGGAUUUUGAGGAGAAACAGGUACAAGCGCUGGAAAACAUAAUUGAAACCAAGGCGAAGGUGAUAUCGGAAAUAGCACUACUGAAGGAAAAGCUAAAGCUUGCAAGGGAAACGAUAGCGAAGUUUAAAACCGAAAUGACCAAGGUGCAAGGACAGCAACCUGCCGCAUAAAUGACAACCGGUGCUAUUAUCGAUCGUUUGAUCAAUCAUUAGAAUGAAGGUAUCGGAAGACUCAAUUCAUUUGUAUGAUUCGUGUAAGAUUAUAAGAGAAUAAUGUGCUAUUGUAAGACAUGGUAUGAUAAGAAUCGAUUAAGUACAACACACAAUACAUUUCGAAAUAAUUGAUACACCUAAUAAAAAAAAACAAACGUUUCAUUUAUAUUGUAAUUUUA
Molecule: messenger RNA, 1044 nt
Organism: Anopheles funestus (African malaria mosquito)
Lineage: Eukaryota; Metazoa; Arthropoda; Insecta; Diptera; Culicidae
Gene: Gas41
Product: YEATS domain-containing protein 4
Exons: 3
Coding region: 131-823 (230 amino acids)
Biological process (GO): regulation of DNA-templated transcription
Source: RefSeq, a predicted model, not a curated record